This is a messenger RNA of Closterium sp. Naga37s-1, 4716 nucleotides long. NCBI's taxonomy places the organism in Eukaryota, Viridiplantae, Streptophyta, Zygnematophyceae, Desmidiales, Closteriaceae. The record is from the annotation of a GenBank genome assembly.
CGCUGCUUUGGCCGCCUGACGGACGCGUGGCGUCACCAGUUCCCGGAGGCCUCAGAGAUCCCUCGUUGGGGUGACCUGUCCAGGGCGGGUGUUGCCAUCUAUGAUCUUGACUUUGAUGCUAUUCUCUCUGCCAUGUAUGCUGUGUCUAUUAGUGAUGAGGGUGACUGUUACCGGUGUUUCCCGCCCGAUCCGGGUAUUGAGACUGCUGCUCUAGGUCCUGGUGAGGCUGCUGCCCUAGGUGCUUGCGACGCUGCUGCCCUAGGUGCUCGUGUGUCUGCGUCCUCAGGUACUGGUGAGUCUGCGCUCUCAGGUACUACGUCGGCUUCGGCCUCCCUCACCUUCACCCUUGACUCUGGGGCGUCUCGCUCCUUCUUUAGGGACCGCACCACACUCACACCGCUGAGUCGACCGGUUGCAGUGUCUCUGGCUGACCCCUCUGGGGGUCCUGUCCUGUCUCGCUUCUCCACAGUCCUCCCGUGUCCGGCGGCUCCCUCUGGCACCCUGUCUGGUCUCUACCUCCCCUCGUUCUCUACGAACCUGGUGAGUGGUGCUGACCUACAGGAUGCGGGUGUACACCAGUUCACUCCUGCGCGUCAGCGGGUGACGCACUGUACAGAGGCUCGCACAGGCCGACACCUGGCUACGUUUACCCGUCAGCCGGGGUCGAGCCUGUACACACUGACCACUGCGUCUCCUCCCGUUACUGAGUCUGGUAGAGUCGCUUCGUCGGGUCAGGUGUUUGCUGCUGCGUCCAGGUCUGGUCCUGAGUCUGCCCCCUGUUCUUGUCGUCUCCUGUCUCACGAGACUCUUCUCUGGCACCACCGUCUUGGUCACCCCUCUCUGCUUCGGCUCAGAGGCAUGGCCUCCCGUCUUCUAGUGUCUGGUCUCCCCCGGUCCCUCCCUCCCCUUCCUCAGGGCCCUGGCCCUACCUGUGUCCCCUGUGUCGAGGGGCGCCAGCGUGCUGCCCCUCACUCCUCCCAGUUUCCUCCGACAGAGGCCCCGUUGCAGACGCUCCACAUGGACGUGUGGGGCCCAGCCCGCGUCCGUGGGCAGGGUCACGAGCGCUACUUCCUGCUCGUUGUUGACGACUACUCGCGUUACACCGCAGUCUUCCCCUUGCGCGGCACGGGUGAUGUCACUGAGGUGCUGAUCGACUGGAUCCGCGCAGCUCGUCUCCAGCUCAGGCAGAGCUUUGGCUCCGACUUUCCUGUUCUGCGUCUGCACUCGGACAGAGGCGGAGAGUUCUCCUCUGGCCUUCUGCGAGCCUACUGUCGUGCACGAGGCAUCCGUCAGACCUUCACGCUCCCGGAAUCUCCGCAGCAAAAUGGGAUUGCUGAGCGCCGCAUUGGCAUGGUCAUGGACGUCGCUCGUACGUCUAUGAUGCAUGCGGCUGCCCCCCAUUUUCUGUGGCCGUUUGCGGUGAGGUACGCGGCACGUCAGAUCAACCUUCACCCCAGGGUCUCCAGGCCGGAGACCUCCCCAGCCUUGCUGUGGACCGGGAAGGUGGGCGAUGCGUCGGCGUUCCGGGUCUGGGGAUCUCGGGCGUUUGUCCGCGACUUGUCUGCGGACAAACUGUCCCCUCGUGCUGCUCCUUGCGUCUUCCUGGGGUUCCCCCCAGACGCGCCUGGGUGGCAGUUCUACCACCCCACCUCUCGCCGUGUUCUGUCCUCUCAGGACGUCACGUUCGACGAGUCGGUACCCUACUACCGCCUCUUCCCCUACCGCACUCCGUCCCCCCCCCCGCCCCCGCUCUUCCUUGUACCAGGUCCCCCCCCGGUAGACCCCCUCCCCCCUCAGGGUCCUGCCCCUUCAGGUGUGUCCCAGGUAGACGCAGUCGAGCCUGUCGAGGUCACUGGUGACUCUGGUGCUGCUGGGGGUGCUGAGCCUGGGGGUGCUGGGCCUGGGGGUGCUGGGCCUGGGGGUGCUGAGCCUGGGGGUGCUGAGUCUGGGGGUGCUGAGCCUGGGGGUGCUGAGCCUGGGAGUGCUGAGCCUGGGGGUGCUGAGCCUGGGGGUGCUGAGUGUGGGGGUGCUACGCCUGGGGGUGCUUUGCCUGGGGGUGCUGGACCUGGGAGUGCUGCGCCUGGAGGUCCUCCGCCUCGAGUUUCUACGCGUGCUUUGUCUCGCCGGGAGCCACUCUCUCCACAGGAGCUGCGCGAGUGGUUUGCCCGGCGCUGGAGCCGUGCUGCUGGUGCUGGAGGUUCGUCGGCUACUGAGGGUGCUGCUGUUGCGGGUCCCGGAGGUGCUCGUACUGGGAGUACUGGAGCUGCUGGGCCUGCGGGUUCGACUGGAGCUGGUGCUGCUGAGGGUGUUGGAGCUGAGACUACCACUGGCGGUCCUGCUGGGGGUGCUCCUGGUGUUGCUCGAGGUUCUGGAGCUACUGGAGGUGCUGCUGGAGCGGGUGCUCCUGCUGGGGGUACUGGUGCUGUCCCUGCUGUUUCUGGCGUAGCUACGCGGCCUCGACCGUACUUCGUUCCACUCCUGCAGCAGGUUCUUGGUCUUCCGCCCUCUCCUGGUCCUCCUCCUCUCUUGGAGGGUCCACAGCCUGUCCCGUCGCGGUCACUGCUACAGCCUACCUCCCCUUUACCUGCUCCUUCUCCCUACACUGGUCCUACUGGAGGUCUUACUGAGCGUCGUGAGCCUGCGUCUCGCCCUGCGUCGCCUGUCCGUGCUGCUCGCGCUAGUGGUCGUGGUUCGCGUCAGCGUCCUCCUCCUGUCCCUGGCACGCACAGGAUGUCUCUGCGUCCGUCUACUGCUCCUCUGCGUGCCCCUUUGCCUUCUCCUCCUGAGUCCUCUCUUCCUGCUCUUCCCGACCCUGCGUCGGACUCUCUUCGUGCUGCCAGUCCUACUGUCACGCGUCUCCUUGCCACUGUCGUCACUGACCCUUCCUUCGAGUCUACUGCUGCGUCUGCCCUAGUUACUGAGCUCGUCGACUUUGCUGCUCGCUGUCGCCUAGACUACGCUGCUAGUCUUGUCGCUGAGUCUGGGUCUGCCUGUCCUCCGUCAGUCGGGGGUGAGUGUGCCCUUGGCACGGACGUCCUUGAGGACAGGCAGGAGGAGUUCCAGUGUCUGGCAGCUACUUCACCUCAUCUCGUGUCCGUACUGCUUACCCCUGAGGGAGACCCGGAUGCACUUGACAUCCCGACUCCGCGCUCUUACGCGGAGGCGAUAGAGGGUCCCUACUCCUCUCAGUGGCAGGCAGCUAUGGAUGCAGAGAUGGCUUCCUGGAAGUCCACAGGCACCUACGUUGACGCUGUCCCCCCUCUUGGGGCGAACAUCGUCAGUGGCAUGUGGAUCUUCAGGGUGAAGCGGCCGCCGGGUUCUCCGCCUGUCUUCAAGGCACGUUACGUGGCUCGUGGCUUCAGUCAGCGACAGGGAGUUGACUACUUUCAGACCUUCUCCCCCACCCCGAAGAUGACCACUCUUCGGGUGCUGCUACACGUUGCUGCUCACCGUGACUACGAGCUGCACUCUCUCGACUUCAGCACUGCUUUCUUGCAGGGCAGCCUGCACGAGGAGAUCUGGCUGCGCCGCCCACUUGGCUUCACUGGGUCUUUCCCUCCUGGUACCCAGUGGAGUCUCCGGCGUCCAGUCUACGGUCUCCGCCAGGCGCCACGUGAGUGGCACGACACACUGAGGACUACGCUUGCGGCUCUUGGGUUUGCUCCUUCUACUGCCGACCCGUCGCUGUUUCUACGCACCGACACCUCUCUGCCGCCGUUCUACAUCCUCGUGUACGUCGACGACUUGGUCUUUGCCACAGCUGACACUGCUGGACUCGCCCACGUGAAGUCCGAGCUGCAGAAGAGACACACGUGCACAGACCUGGGUGAACUGCGCAGCUACCUUGGCUUGCAGAUCACCCGGGACAGAGCACGCCGCACCAUUACCCUGACUCAGUCACACAUGGUGCAGCAGGUCCUUCAGCGCUUCGGCUUCACGUACUCCUCGCCUCAGGCCACUCCUCUGCCUACUCGCCACUCACUCUCAGCUCUGCCUUCGGAUGAGUCAGUAGAGUCGAGUGGCCCGUAUCCAGAGCUUGUUGGCUGCCUCAUGUACCUGAUGACCUGCACACGACCUGACCUUGCAUACCCUCUUAGCAUUCUUGCACGCUAUGUUGCUCCUGGGAGACACCGACCAGAGCACAUGGCUGCAGCGAAGAGGGUGUUGCGAUACUUGUGCAGUACGUCGGGCAUGGGACUAGUGCUUGGAGGGCGGAGUCCAGUGGUCCUCACUGGGCACGCGGACGCUUCUUGGGCUGACGACCAGGCUACGCAGCGGUCGUCGCAGGGUUACACCUUCAGUCUUGGUUCCGGCUCUGUCUCGUGGCGAGCUACUCGCUCGUCCUCUGUUCUCGGCUCCAGUUGUGAGGCUGAGAUCUACGCCGGGGCCAUGGCUGCACAGGAGCUUCGCUGGCUCACCUACCUGCUGACUGACCUUGGAGAGCCGCCUCGUUCUCCUCCAGUGCUGUACGUAGACAACAAGGCCAUGCUGGCCUUGUGUCGAGAGCAGCGCUUGGAGCACAGAACGAAGCACAUUGCUCUCCGUUACUUUCUUGCUCGUGAGCUGCAGCAGCGUGGUCAGUUGCGACUUGCGUACGUGGCCUCUCAGGCCAACACUGCUGAUGUGUUCACCAAGGCACUUGCGCCUUGUGACCAUCAGCGCUUCUGCACUCAGCUGGGUCUUGUACCUGUCUUGCCUCACUUGCUCUCCUCUUGA